CCAUUUAACAUUACGAAUAGGCGGAUACCCACUUUCUCUAAAUCCCACAAAAUUUCCAUUACUUUCUCGGGAACAAGAAAGAAAAAGAAAAGACAUCAUGAGGGCAGAGAAGAGGCUGAUCCACGCGGCAACGAUGUGGGUGAGACGACAGCCGCCCAAGGUGAAGGCUUUUUUGGCGGUGGUGUCGGGGAUGGCGACUCUUGUUUUGCUCCGAUUCAUCGUACACGACCACGACAACCUCUUCGUCGCCGCCGAGUCUGUCCAUUCUCUCGGAAUUUCUGUACUCAUCUAUAAACUCACAAAAGAGAAGACUUGUGCCGGACUAUCUCUGAAAUCCCAAGAACUAACAGCUAUAUUUUUAGCUGUUAGGCUGUAUUGUAGCUUUGUCAUGGAAUAUGAUAUACACACCAUACUUGAUUUAGCCACAUUGGCUACAACCUUAUGGGUUAUUUACAUGAUCCGUUUUAAACUCAAGUCGAGCUACAUGGAAGACAAGGACAACUUUGCUAUUUAUUAUGUUGUUAUCCCUUGUGCAGUACUAGCUCUGUUUAUUCAUCCAUCAACUUCACAUAAUCUUAUGAACCGAAUUUUCUGGGCUUUCUGUGUAUAUCUGGAAGCUGUUUCAGUUUUACCUCAGUUGCAAGUGAUGCAAAAUACCAAGAUUGUCGAGCCUUUCACGGCUCAUUACGUAUUUGCAUUGGGUGUUGCAAGGUUCCUCAGCUGUGCCCAUUGGGUUCUCCAGGUUUUAGAUAGUCGAGGACACUUGCUGGUUGCCCUAGGUUACGGAUUAUGGCCUUCUAUGGUUCUUAUUUCGGAAAUCGUUCAAACUUUCAUUUUAGCUGACUUCUGUUACUACUACAUCAAGAGUGUAUUCGGAGGGCAGCUCGUUCUCCGUCUUCCCUCUGGAGUGGUAUAAGUGAAGAUGCUGUCGUGUAGUCGUUGAUGAGCUUGCUGACUGAAAAAAGAAGUAUGACUCGUUUCCGUAAUGUGGCAAGUUAUCCUUGUUUAAGUUCUUGUUUUUCGCUCUCGACGCCUUUCUUUUGACUCGAUAUCAGUGGAUAGUUUGUAUACUUCGGAAGAGGAUAUUUAUAUCGAAAACAUUUCAUAGAUGGAUUAACUCUUUUUUUUGUGUCAAAUCCUUAAAUUAUUAGAAUAAGCUUUAAACAUUGAUUUCAA
This is a messenger RNA of Gossypium raimondii (Peruvian cotton), 1176 nucleotides long. RefSeq lists its product as uncharacterized. NCBI's taxonomy places the organism in Eukaryota, Viridiplantae, Streptophyta, Magnoliopsida, Malvales, Malvaceae. Gene Ontology annotation, cellular component: membrane. Gene Ontology annotation, biological process: protein retention in ER lumen. The transcript is spliced from 6 exons. Gene Ontology annotation, molecular function: ER lumen protein retrieval receptor activity. The record is from RefSeq and is a predicted model, not a curated record. The coding region runs from base 98 to 916 and encodes 272 amino acids.